This is a messenger RNA of Melospiza georgiana, 618 nucleotides long. It is a transcript of the gene IL17C, whose product is annotated as interleukin 17C. Lineage: Eukaryota; Metazoa; Chordata; Aves; Passeriformes; Passerellidae. Gene Ontology annotation, biological process: inflammatory response. Gene Ontology annotation, molecular function: cytokine activity. The coding region runs from base 1 to 618 and encodes 205 amino acids. The record is from RefSeq and is a predicted model, not a curated record. The transcript has 3 exons. Gene Ontology annotation, cellular component: extracellular region.
AUGGAGACAUCUAUAGAUAUAGAGAUUAUACGGAUAGAGAGACGUGGCUGGCUGUGUGUCCUGGCCGUGCUGGCGGCGCUGGGGCAGUGCCGGGCGCUGCGGCGCGCCGGGGCCGGCUCCGCUCACUCCGCCGUGCGCUGCUUCAGCGGGGCCGAGCUGGGGGACGAGGCUCCGGCGCAGCUGCUGGGCCGCAGCCUGCGCUGGGACCGGCACCUGUCGGUGCAGCUGGUGCCGCAGCUGGAGCGCCUGGAGGCGGCCGGGGCCCGGCGGCGGCGGCGGCAGCGCCCGCCCGCCUGUCCCGCGCUGUCGCUGCGCACCGGGCUCCGCAGCGAGCCCCACGAGCGCUCCAUCUCGCCCUGGCGAUACCGCAUCGACGAGGACGAGAACCGCUAUCCGCGCAAGCUGGCCUUCGCCGAGUGCCUGUGCAGCGGCUGCGUGGACGUGAAAACCGGCCGGGAGACCACGGCGCUCAACUCGGUGACCAUCCAGCAGACCAUGCUGGUGCUGCGGCGCAAGCCGUGCCCGCGGCCCGCGGGGCUGGGGCUGGUGGCGCUGGAGGUGGAUUACAUCCGAGUGCCCGUGGGCUGCACCUGCGUCCUGCCCCGCACGGCGCACUGA